This is a messenger RNA of Myotis daubentonii (Daubenton's bat), 2574 nucleotides long. It is a transcript of the gene MKS1, whose product is annotated as MKS transition zone complex subunit 1. Gene Ontology annotation, biological process: cilium assembly. NCBI's taxonomy places the organism in Eukaryota, Metazoa, Chordata, Mammalia, Chiroptera, Vespertilionidae. Gene Ontology annotation, cellular component: MKS complex. The record is from RefSeq and is a predicted model, not a curated record.
CCAACGGCUCUGCCUUCGUGUCCUCAUUUGUAAAAUGCACGAAGUUGGCCUUGGGUGUGCGUGAGCUGUGGUCACACUUGUGACAAGCGGCGACCCCGCGGGACCCCAGCACCGGGGCGCAUAGGAACUUGGCCUUGGCUGGGACUGCAGUGGGCUGGCAGCGGCUGCGUUGCGCUGGGUAUCCAGGAUCGCGCACGCAGCUCCUCCGCCGCCUCCCUCACCCGGCGUCUCCGUUGCCAGGGGAACUGGGAGCGGCGCGCUUUCCGGCGCAGUCGCGGCGCGUUGCAGCUGUCAUGGCGGAGACCGUCUGGAACACCGACACCGGAGAGGCUGUGUAUCGCUCCCGGGACCCCGUGCGCAACCUGCGCCUCCGAGUCCACUUGCAAAGAAUCACAUCAAGCAACUUCCUCCAUUACCAGCCCGCUGCCCAGGAUGGGAAGGACCUCAUAGACAUGGCCACUUUUAGGCCUCACCCUACCGCCAGCGGACACCGCCCAGAUGAAGAUGAAGAGGAGGAGCUUGUGAUUGGGUGGCAGGAGAAGCUCUUUAGCCAGUUUGAAGUAGAUCUGUACCAGAAUGAGGCAGCCUGUCAGAGCCCUUUGGAUCAGCAGUACCGUCAAGACAUCCUGAAGCUGGAGGGUUCCGGUAGAAGGAAGAACCGACGAAUCUUCACCUACACUGACUGUGAUAGAUUCACCAAUCUGGAGGAGCACUGCCGGAAAAUGACCACAGCCAGGGAGGUGCCAUCAUUCUUGGUCGAGCGAAUGGCCAAUGUCAGGCGGCGGCGGCAGGACAGGCGAGGAAUGGAGGGCGGCAUCCUCAAGUCACGAAUUGUCAACUGGGAACCCUCAGAAGAUUUCAUCAAGAGCCAGCACGUCAUCAACACCCCUCUUCAGACAAUGUACAUCAUGGCAGACCUGGGGCCCUAUGGAAAGCUCGGCUAUAAGAAUUAUGAGCAUGUCCUCUGUACUCUGAAGGUGGACAGCAACGGUGUGAUCACAGUGAAACCUGACUUCACGGGCCUCAAAGGACCCUACAGGAUUGAGACCGAGGGGGAGAGGCAGGAGCUGUGGAAGUAUACAGUCGACAACGUGUCCCCCCUCGCACAGCCGGAGGAGGAGGAGCGGGAACAGCGUGUGUUCAAGGACCUCUAUGGCCGGCACAAGGAGUAUCUCAGCAGCCUCGUGGGCACCGACUUCGAGAUGACGGUCCCAGGCGCCCUCCGGCUCUUUGUAAAUGGAGAGGUAGUUUCAGCCCAAGGCUAUGAGUAUGACAACCUCUAUGUCCACUUCUUUGUGGAAUUACCAACUACAAACUGGUCAAGCCCCGCGGCCCAGCAGCUCUCAGGAAUAACACAGACCUGCGCCACCAAGCCCCUGGGGAUGGACAAGGUGGCCUACUUCUCCUAUCCAUUCUCAUUUGAGGCCUCCUUCCUCCAUGAGGACGAAUCAGCUGAGGCUCUCCCGAAGUGGCCUGUGCUCUACUGCGAGGUCCUCUCGCUGGACUUCUGGCAGAGGUACCGUGUGGAAGGCUACGGGGCUGUGGUGCUGCCCGCCACCCCAGGCUCGCACACCCUGACCGUGCCCACGUGGAGACCCAUGGAGCUGGGCACGGUGGCCGAGCUGCGGAGGUUUUUCAUCGGUGGGUCUCUGGAACUGGAGGACCUCUCCUAUGUGCGGGUUCCAGGAACCUUCAAGGGGGAGCGUCUGAGCCGCUUUGGGCUCCGCACAGAGACCACGGGUAGUGUCACCUUCCGCUUGCACUGUCUGCAGCAGUCCAGGGCCUUCAUGGAGUCCAGUGCUCUCCGGAGAAGGAUGCGGAGCGUGUUGGACCGUCUGGGAGGAUUUAGCCAGCAGAGUUCCAUUCACAACGUGCUGGAGGCUUUCCGCCGCGCCCGGCGCCGCAUGCAGGAGGCCCGAGCGAGCCUUCCCCAGGACCUCGGGAGCCCCUCGGGAACCAUGGUCUCCUAGCCCUGCCCCUCCGUGCAAGAGGACACAAGCGACAGCUAAGGCCGGUGCUCUCCCUCCUCCUCACCUUCCUUACUAGAGACCAGCUGCGAACCAGAAGAGCAGAGAAAAUAUCAGGCCAGCCCCUCUGCCUAGUCUUCUGCAGGGUCUGCUCCCCGCCGUGUGGCAGUAAAGCCCGAGACCCUGAGGCCCCAUAUUCAUAUGUCAGCUACUGCAAGUGGGCAUCGCCACGGGCAUUUUUUUUUUUUUUUUUUUUGGUUUGAGACUAAUUUGGGGAAACCAAAUUAGUAAGCUCUUUCCUCGGCACAGCUCCUCUGGCUUGUCUCACAGUCUCAGUAGCAAUGGGCUGCAGGUGCCUUCUCUACAACCUCAAGAAAGGAGGCACAAGAAAGGAGGCACAAGAAAGAAGGAAAGUGAGGGACCUUAAAUCCCCAGCCCCGGAAUCUCAGCCCCUUCUCUCCAGGGUGGCCUCGUCCUGCUGCUCGAGGCUUGUUUGCGAUACAACUAUUUCGGGAGCAAAUGAAGGCCGAAGGCGGGGCCCAGUCCUCAGCUAGCUGGGUGGUAUCUUUUAUUGUGUUUUUCAUACAUAAAAGCUUGUUAUACUGAC